Molecule: messenger RNA, 300 nt
Organism: Colletotrichum spaethianum
Lineage: Eukaryota; Fungi; Ascomycota; Sordariomycetes; Glomerellales; Glomerellaceae
Exons: 1
Coding region: 1-300 (99 amino acids)
Source: RefSeq, a predicted model, not a curated record
AUGAUCAGCGGACGGCAGUACUACGAGAUGCCGCCUGCGGGCCAAGCGAUCACCAACACGUACAAUGGCAACCGGCGAUUCGACCCCGAUUACGGACUCGACCUCGGCCACCACAAGUACGGCCUCGCGCACCACAAAGAUUAUCGAUCCGCCGCGCGGGCGGUUCCUGGCAUUGGGCCUGCCGGCGCAAGGCAAUCGCUGUCGGCUCUGGACGAGAAGCGUGCCAACGAGAUCCGGCAUGGCGUAUACGCACACGUUUUCCUCGAUGUCAAAAAUAGCCACAAAUCAGACGCUUCGUAA